This is a messenger RNA of Cataglyphis hispanica, 3976 nucleotides long. RefSeq lists its product as uncharacterized. NCBI's taxonomy places the organism in Eukaryota, Metazoa, Arthropoda, Insecta, Hymenoptera, Formicidae. The transcript is spliced from 5 exons. The coding region runs from base 107 to 1711 and encodes 534 amino acids. The record is from RefSeq and is a predicted model, not a curated record.
UGUGUGUACAUGCAUCAGGGACGGUGGGAAAUGGCGAUUAUGUCAAAACAUUGUGUUAGAUCUUGUUGCGUUUGAUUGCGGAAUCGACGACGUGAAUAUUAGCAAAAUGGUUCGCAAUAGCAAAAAGAAACUCGCGAUAUUUGCGGGUACAUCAAAGUGUCUAAUUUACGCAGAAGCAAAGUACUGUGUUGGAAAUAUGCCUGAAGAAUUAAAAUACUAUGAAUGUUCAAGAACAGAAUAUUGUUGUACUUUUGGUUGUUGUGUGUCACCUGGACUCCAUUUCCAUCAUUUAUGGUACUAUUGGAUUCUAGUUAUAAUCAUGUUCCUUGUGUGUUCUGGUGGUGGCUGGUGGUAUCGAUACUGGUUGCAGGGCAGAUAUAGAGCAGCAGCUUCAGCUAUUCCAACUCGAUCUUUCUAUCCUAGAUCUCAAAAUCAUCGUAAUACAUCUUGUCGAGCGCAACAAGCUCGUAUUACAUAUAAUUCAGCAAGAAAUACCGUCCUAUUGCAUCGUAUGUGGAAAGGUCCUCAAAGAAAUACAGCGGCGUCAGCAUAUAACGGUAAUGCAACUACUUCAACGCACUAUCAGAAUAUGAAUGUAGUGCUAAAUAAUACCAGUUGCCCUUAUUAUCAAUUGUACGGUCCACCGCCAAGUUAUGAGACAGUGAUAGCACAGACGCGCGGCAAAAUUUCCAAUCCAGCGUCGCCGGAAUCUUCUGCGCGAUUGAAUCUACAAACGGCGAACGUGAUACCAAAUCCGAGUGUAUCGCAGUGUUUCUUCUAUACUUGCAACUCUCCAGCUAGAUUGAUAGACGGUAAUUCCAGUCAAAGUGAUAACGCAACUUCCCACCAGCUUGACAAUCACGAGAAUGUUCCGUUCGCUCAUUUCUCGCAAUAUUGUGUAGCGAAUGGCGCUAUUAAUCAAAAUAUGUGCGUUCCCUUGGAGUAUCCACAGGAAUCGAGCGCUUCUGGAGGAAGCAAUUUUGGUCCUAGUUAUCAGAACAGUUCACAACAGUUGCCAGGAUAUUCGACGGACAGAUCGGCCGAUGUCUCGAAUGCGGAAAACGCAACUCAUGGUUACAAAGUUCAGAAUGCAGAAGGAUACGCAAUGCUCGAUACUGCUACUGGCAGCUACAGAGAUCACAGUCCAUGGCAUGGAAAUGAUCAAUCUGUAUUGAAAGUCCACGGUAAGAUCGUGCAGGAUGAAAAUUGUGCGUCUCAGCAGAGAUGUGCAAAAAUGCGUGUUUCCUCGCCUAAAACAGAGGGAAGCGGAAGCGAGAACAAACUGAAGCGUAUAUGCCCCGUGAUCUCUGCGGCACAAAGAAACCAGCGUCCGGAUUACAGUGGCUUCGUACAAUUACCGCAUAAUCACACUGGAAAUGUCAUUUACCAAGGCGGCAGCUUCCGAAGAAUUUCCUUCAAAGAUUCGUCGAGUUCUCAACGGUGCACUUUUAAUUCCAUUAAUCGAAUGGCAGCUUCCGAGAACGCACUUUGUAACAUAAAUUCUCCGGAACAAGCGGUAGAGAUUGUUGCGAGUUCUUCUCAAUCAAAUCCAUCCAAUAAUGUGAUAUUAGAAUCUUUUAUUUUUGAAAAUGCGCAAUUGCUUCCAAAUGAAAAUGUCGAAACGGCGCAUGAUCUUCGUACAAUGAACCGGAGUACAAACUUUGAUCUUGAAAGUAAACACAAAUUAAACAGAUCGAAGUCGCUAGACUGAGUAUAAAUUGAAAUUUUUAUUAUUGUAUUACGCGAUGCUUAUUCUUAUAUUCUUAUCUCUCUGUUAUUCACGUGUAACUUGUGUAAUAAUACAAACAUAAUCGUUUGUUAUCGAGAAUCAACUUCUCUUAGAAUAAUCUUCUCUUAUUUUCGAAUAUCGUGACAAAAAACAAGGAUUCUAUUUUAUUAAAAAUAAUGCUAUAUAUUAUUUUCUUUGACAUAUAUGUGGAUAAUUAAUGAUAUAUUUAACAUAGUAAUAAUUUAUAUUUACUUUAUAUUAUUUAUAUUAUUAUUUAUAUUAUUAUUGUUUUAUUGCAUCUUUAAUUAUCGAAUCUGAUAGUCGAAUCUCAUGUGAUGUAUAUAUCAUCCACUAUUCUCUCAGAAUUAGCGAAUAUAAUAUUAGACAUUAGACUUAAAUUGCACUCUCGCAAUAUUUUUUGGAAAUAAUACCGCAACUCCAAAGCUAAACUAUUUUUUGAUUACCUAUUGUGAUAUUAAAUAUUAUCUUUGUAAGUGUGAUAGAUGAUAGUGUGUUCUUACAUACACCGAUAAAGCGUUAUUUCUGGUAUCUGCAACACACUGCCGUAAGAAAAUCUUUUCCAACAUUCUAUUAGACACUGAUCUAAUUUUUAUCCCUGCAUUAUACUUAACGUAAUUUAAGAUUUCGGAACGGUUCAACCAGUAUUUCAGGAACGUUGUACUUCCACAGUCAGCGGACCAAUUUAAUCCACUUAUGCAUAAAAAAGAAUAUUAAUCAUUAUAUUUCAUUUCUCCAUAUCGUAACGAUAUAUAAGCAAAUAAUUAUCGCACAUUUUUUUAAAUCCUCAGAUGGAAACGCACUUAUGAACAAAGUCUUUAUAGAAGAGACUAAGGUCUUUAAAAAAAUAAGAUUUAUUUUUUAAAUAUUAUAAUGUAAAUUCCGACAUAUUUUUUGUAACAAUAUUAUUGAUAUCGAACUUGACAAUGCCAAAAUAAUCUCAUUUUUCGAGCUGUAUUUCAAGCCGGUCAAGGCAGUCCUCUAUAUAUUUAAGCUUCUAUCACAAAUAUAUGUGCACAUUAAUAUUAUCGCAAUAUUAAAAAAUGCGUAAAAUUAAUUACUACACAUUGCACACGUAUUUAAGAAUAAGAUACACAUAGUUAUCUAAAACAAUUAUAUAGUUUGUUCACGAUUAAAGCAAGAAUAUAUUGCUGUAAUAAAAAUGCCACCGCAUAAAAAUAUAAAAAGCUGAAAGCGAAAUUCGUUCAAAAUUAAAUAUUAGAAAAGCACGAACAGUGAGAAAAUAUAUACGAUAAAAAAAAUUUAUUACAUUUGACUUAAAAACACACGAUCAUGUUUAUAACGUGUUAAUAUUAUUGUUCAUAACAAAUAUUUAAAAUUUUUGCUCUCUUCAAUUUUUUUACACGUAAUAUGCAAGAAGAAAAAUUAUUCUCAUGCUGUGACAUGAAUGACAUUUAAUUUAUAAUAUUUUGAUCAAUCGUGGCAAUAUAUUAAUUGUAAUAGUCGAAUCAUAUCGUUUAGAUAAAUUAGAUUAAGUCAUUGAUUUAAACGCGCUACACUUCUCGAAUAUUUUAAAAUCGUAGAAUACUACGUCGUAUGCGCUAAAUCUUCAAUUUAGAUUCUUGAAUUAUAAUAACGGUCCAAGAAACACGUAUGUGCCAAUAGUGACAAGUCCGUUAGAUAAGCAAGAGUAUUGGAUAAGCGAGACGCAGUCUCGUAGCCAAGGAGGUCUUACUUUAAAAUGCAAAACAAAAUAAAUUAAAUAUAUACACAAUAUGUAUAUACACAAUUAUUUUUUGUAACCGAUCCUAAUUAAUAAAUGGAAGCUGUUUAAGGAGUUCACAUGAUUAUACAAUAAAUAUAUCCAUUUUUGUAACCGAUCCUGAUUAUAAAUGGAGGCUGUUUAAGGAAUCCGCGUGAUUAUACCGUAAGCUUGUACUAUUGUAUAUCGUGCAUAUAUAUACAUACACGCAUACAAUAUGUAUAUGUAUGUAUAUACAUGGAUAUGUAUGCACGAUAGAUUACGAGUCUAUAAGAAUUUUUAGUCAAAAGCCACUAUAUUUUGCGUGCGUGCGUAGCCUGCGCGUCAUAUCGUAUAUAGCUUUAAUAAGCUCUAGUUUGAAUGAUCUUCUCACCGUAAUGUGCAAUCAUAUAUUCGCGCGGAAUCAAUGACAUUGUAUGUAAGAUACUAUACUAAUGUGAAAAAAUUGUCUGUCUCUAAAAUAAAGACACGAAAUAUUUAUUCACGUAUAUAUCUAAGAUAACGUA